Molecule: messenger RNA, 2375 nt
Organism: Protopterus annectens (West African lungfish)
Lineage: Eukaryota; Metazoa; Chordata; Ceratodontiformes; Protopteridae
Gene: SASS6
Product: SAS-6 centriolar assembly protein
Exons: 17
Coding region: 115-2088 (657 amino acids)
Biological process (GO): centriole replication
Cellular component (GO): centriole; centrosome
Source: RefSeq, a predicted model, not a curated record
GAAGUGAAGCGCUAAACUCAAAUUGUUGGGAUGCUAUGCUUCUUAAAACGAUAUACCGGUGUUAAUCCAAGUUCAUCUUAUAAAGCAUCGUUUCUCUAGGAUCAUGUUGGAAAAAUGUCUGAAAUCCUCUUUAAUCAAAUACUGGAUGUGCAAGUCAAAUGUAAAGAUUGUGAAGAUAGGAGAAUUAGCAUACGAGUGACUGUAGAGGUGCAGUCCACCACCAACCCUGUUCUUAAAAAGAUCUUGGUUGUUCGUUUAACUGACGAUGUUGAUCCAUUUUUUCUGUACAACCUUAAUUUAUCUGAAGAAGAUUUUCAGAGUUUGAAACUUCAACAAGGGUUGUUGGUAGACUUUUCUGCAUUUCCCCAAAAGUUUAUAGAUCUCCUUCAACACUGUAUUAAAGAACAAAGUAAAGCCUUGCCAAGGUUUUUGCUUCAGCUGGUUUCUUCAUCAGCAGUAUUGGAUCACACAUCAGCAGUUAUAAAUGUGGUAGAGACAAAUACGUUCAAACAUCUUACACAUUUAUCUUUAAAACUUCUUCCGGGGUCUGAUUUGGAAAUAAAGAAAUACCUAGCAUCAUGUUUAAAAAGCCUAAAGGAUGAAAAUGUAUCUUUGGAAGAAAAACUUAGAAAAACAGAAGAAGAUUUAUCCAGACAGCUAAGCUAUGCCCAGCAGACAUUGUCAGAAAAGUCUCUGGAACUAGACAGGUUACGAAAUGAAUGGACAGUGCAGACAACAGCGUUUACAAACAAGUAUUCAGAGGAACUGACAUCAGAAAGGGAAAAGUCGCUUCAGACUCAGACACAGUACCAGCAACAGUUAGAACAACAGCGAAAGGAGCUUGAAAACCUGCAUCAGGAAAGCAUCCAGCAAUUACAGAGCAGACUGAAUGAAACUGAAUUAACAAAUAAAGAGCUGUCUGAAAGGAGAUACAAAGCCGAGUCCAGCAUCAGAGAACUUAAAGCCAAGAUUUCUGGGAUAGAAGAUGAAUGUCAAAGAGUUAAACAAGAAGUUUUAUCCUUGCGCCGCGAAAAUUCUAUUCUGGAUGCAGAGUGCCAUGAAAAAGAAAAGCACACACAUAAGCUGCAAACUCGAGUUGCUGUUUUAGAGCAAGAGGUUAAAGAUAAGGAUCAGCUGGUGAUGAGGACAACAGAAGUAUUAGAAGCCACCCAGGAACAAAAGAAAAUAGCAGAAGAAAAUGCUGAGAAAAAACAGAUUCAAUUAGGAAAGCUGGAAGCAACUAUAAAGUCUCUGUCAGAGGAACUGAUUAAGGCUAAUGAAAUAAUAAAUAAAUUGCAAGGCAAUGUGAAGACUUUAAUGGAAAAACUGAAACUCAAGAAUUCUGUAACAGUAAGGCAAGAAAAGCUCUUGGGUGAAAAAGAAGAGACACUGAAGAAAGAACAGCAAGAGUUGCAGGAACUUACACAGUCUCUAAAACUCAAAGAGGAAGAGGUAUUAAAAUUAAAAGAGCAAUUGGAAGGUGCUCUGCAGAAGCUGGAUGAAAGCAAAGAACUCUUAAAAACAAAUGAAAAUGUAAUUACAUGGUUGAACAAGCAACUGAAUGACAGCCAGAUAACAAGGAAGCAAGAAAUAAAACCUCUUGAAACCCCACCUUUGUAUUCUAAUUCUGAUCCUUUUAAAAUGGGAGCAUUGGCACACAGUGUGCCUGAUACAAGAUCAUUGUUCCCUCAGCCAGGGCUAAACUACCCAGUUUCUUCAAAGAGUGCAUUCCCACUGCCAUUUUCAACAAAUAGUGCCAGUACCUCUGCCUUAGGCAUCAGUGCUCAGGGAUCAGGCGCGAGGGUCCAUUUUAAUACACAUAUUUCCAAGCCAAAUACAUCUCCAGAUAAUAUCAAAUUUGGAAUUUCUUCAGCCACAAUUUCCAUGUCGAACAAAGAGAAUGGAGAACCUGUUGGAUUGGAACCAAAGUACCUUAAGAGACAAGACACUACUGCACUGCGAGGGCUUGUCCAAAAUAGCAUUAAUACAGAACAUCAGAAGUCUUCAAGUUUGACAGCUGGACAGCCUUCAAAAAAAUAUCAUCAAGCUUCAGCAUACUUCAGAGGGCAGCAGCCAGUGCAUUCCUAACACAAAAUAGACUGAAGGACAAAAAAAGAAAAACUCUUUUAUCCCUAUAUGUUUUUAUAUGCACACUGGUUAAUGACUUUUGUUAUAUAAUGUACUAAAAGUUAUUCAUAAAUCUUUGAAAUGUUUUAGUGUUAAUGUGGCAGUUGGUUAUUUAGAAAUCACCAGUGCCAAACAAUAAAACAAGAACCCAAGGACAUGGGCUUUUUAAACAAACUCGUAUAGCAGAUGUUCUUCAUCUCACAUUGCUGCAGUCCUUACACUUGGGUAGUCCGCUGUCCUCGGUCGGC